Kwoniella shivajii is the source of this 1707-nucleotide messenger RNA. RefSeq lists its product as uncharacterized. Gene Ontology annotation, cellular component: cytoplasm; nucleus. Gene Ontology annotation, molecular function: poly(A) binding; metal ion binding. Gene Ontology annotation, biological process: regulation of mRNA stability. The record is from RefSeq and is a predicted model, not a curated record. The transcript has 8 exons. Bases 1 to 1707 code for a protein of 568 amino acids. Lineage: Eukaryota; Fungi; Basidiomycota; Tremellomycetes; Tremellales; Cryptococcaceae.
AUGUCAGGAAUCACUAUAUCUCCUGAGCAAUCUGCUCAGCUUCAGUCCGAGAUCCAAAGAGAGCUCGAAAGGAGAGAAUGGGCUGAGCCUGAUGAUAAUGUGAUGGCCGAGUAUAUUACUGUUCUGCUUGCAAAUGGCAGUCCAAGAGAUAGGGUGCAAACGGAAAUGGAUGAUUUGGUAGGAUCGGAUUUUGAUCCAGCAUUUUUGGAUUGGUUAUUUUCCUCAGCGAAAUCAAUAACUUCUGGACCUUCGACUUCGCCUGCUCCGUCUAAUUCUGCUCCUGCUUCUGUACCUCUUACUGCUCAGCCUUCAGGAUCCACUCAAAGAGGUGGACAAGGAGGAUCAAGAUUGUUGAAUACUGCUUUGGCACCUUUGAAUUCUCAACCUGAAAAACGAAAAGCAUCAGAUACUCAAGAUGGUCCAGCCCUAAACAAGAAGAGACUGUCAGAUGUGUCAGUCUCGGCUCCCUCAGGACCUAGAACUAUGGGUAACGAAUUCAGAGGUCUAGCAGAUAGGUUAGGUCCUGGACCAGGAAGAGGUAGAGGUUUACCAAUCAGAGGUGUAGCUGGUGGCAGAGGUGGGAUGGGAAUGGGUCAACAUAUGGGUGGUAAUGGCAAUAUGGGCUUCCGACCCAACUUUCAACAGCAACAACAACCUGGUUUUGCGCAGCCUGGGUUCGGUCAACAAUUCAUGCCUCAAGGUCAACAGGAAAUGGUGGCUCAAAUGAUGAUGAUGCAAGCUAGUAUGGCCCAAAUGAAUAACAUGGUCGCCACCAUGGUACAGGAACGACAAGCGCAACAGCAACAACAACUUUUACAACAACAGCAGCCGACAGCUUUCCCAGGUAAAGCUGUCAGACCACCUUCAGUCAAAGUACCGCACGGUACCAAGCUAGGUGCACAUUCAGUCUCGGGUAUUCCACCCAAAUCUGCUGCUACACCGGGACCUAUUCCCGACAAGCCCUCAUCGACAGCAUUAUGUCGAUAUUCAAUUGGAUGUAGUAAUUCAAGGUGUCCAUAUAGUCACCCCAGUCCAGUUGCAGACGAGAAGACUGGCAUGGUGCUAAGUGAAGAACCCUGCGAGAACGGAAAAGAGUGUAAAGAUGCCGAGUGUAUAAAAAGCCAUGUCAGCCCCGCAGCAAGCUUAGGCGAUUCUGCUGGACCAAGUAGACUAUUAUGUAAAUACCUAAACUGCACCAACCCAUCUUGUCCUUUCAGACACGAAGAUGCCGAAGGUAACCCGAUCCCACCACCCGCACUCACAGCAUCAAAAGCACCGAAAACAAAGAUCGUCCCUGUUCCAGUCGCUGCUCCCAGUUCAGAUAAUGAAGAUGGUGACGGUGAUGGAGAUGGUGAUAUGGAAGUUGUCAUGUCACACAGAGGAUUGAUGGACGGAGCUUUAGAUGAUACUAGGAAAGAAAUAUCCUGUAGAUACGGUGAUAGGUGUACUAGACCCGACUGUAAAUUCACCCAUCCUGCAUCAAGACCUACACCUAAAUCCAGUAAAAAGACUUUCGCGCCACGUUCAACUUCUGGUAAUUUCAAUAAAUCGAUCUCAUCAACCAACGGGGGUGGGAUAGGUGGUGGCAUGCAUACCAGUAAGAAGUUCGGCUCUUCUACUGCCUCAAAGUCAGUAGAGAAGAAAUUAGAUCCUACAGUUGGGGAAUUCAAACCUUCCGCAGAAAAGGAGUUGGAAGUCACUUCUUAA